Molecule: messenger RNA, 1318 nt
Organism: Amyelois transitella
Lineage: Eukaryota; Metazoa; Arthropoda; Insecta; Lepidoptera; Pyralidae
Product: aldo-keto reductase family 1 member B1
Exons: 7
Coding region: 163-1122 (319 amino acids)
Cellular component (GO): cytosol
Molecular function (GO): aldose reductase (NADPH) activity
Source: RefSeq, a predicted model, not a curated record
UCUUUGUGUAUCUUGUGAUAUCAUUUCUACACAGCGUGGUCGUGAAAAGAACAAUAGGUUAUCAGUAUUACAUAAUUAUAAUAGGAAUAUUACUUAUUUAUAUACAGUUUGAGCCAAUUUAUUAGGGUAUUUGCUUGUUGUUCCUCAUCUUACAAAUUCGAAAUGUCGGCUAGUACAGUACCAUUGGUUAAGUUCAAUAAUGGGCUGUCGAUACCCAUUUUGGGACUGGGAACAUGGCAGUCGAAACCUGGUGAGGUCGGUAAAGCCGUCUGCGAUGCUAUCGACAUUGGCUACAGACACAUCGACUGUGCUCAUCUGUACCUCAACGAGAAGGAGAUCGGAGAAGCUAUUAAAAAGAAGAUUCGUUCAGGGAUCGUCAAGAGGGAGGAUCUUUUUAUAACUUCAAAGAUAUGGAACACGUAUCACCACCCGGAUUGGGUUGAGAAAGCAGUCAGGAUAUCUUUAGAUGAUCUUCAAUUGGACUACCUGGAUUUAUAUCUUAUACACUGGCCGAUGGCUUACAAGGAAGGUACCGACCCAUUCCCUGAAGAUAGAAAUGGGAAAAUAAUUUACUCAGAUGUUGACUAUGUAGACACAUGGAAAGCUAUGGAGAAGUUAGUUGAAAAGGGUUUAGUCAGAAGCAUUGGUCUGAGUAAUUUCAAUACUAAACAGGUGCAGCGUAUUUUGGAUGCAGCGAAAAUUAAACCUGUAACGAACCAAGUCGAGUGCCACCCUUACUUGUACCAGAAGAAAUUGUUUAAUUUCUGCAAAGAGAGAGGAGUAACACUUACAGCAUACAGUCCCCUAGGCAGCCCUCAAAGGCCUUGGGCUAAGCCCGGAGAUAUUAACGUCCUGGACACCGCAAUUAUUAAGGCUAUUGCUGCAAAAUACAAUAAAUCUCCUGCACAAGUUUUAAUAAGGUGUGCCAUCGAUCGUGGAAUUGUCGUGAUUCCCAAGAGCACUACGAGGUCACGAAUAGCUGAGAACUUCAACGUAUUUGAUUUUAAACUAACUCCUACAGACCUCGAACAAAUCGCGAGCCUCGACUGCAAUGGCCGUCUCAUACCGCAAGCAGAGGGCCGAGAACACAAGGACCACCCGUUUGCCCAUGGAGAUGAAUAAAUAGGUAUUUUGUGAAGGUAGUUCGAACUUUCAUUAUAAUUUCGUUAUGGAGAUAUACGAAUAAAAUAUUUGGUGGAAGUAAUUCAAACCUUCAUUACCUACAAUAUCGUUGUUUAGCUGUAUAUUGACUUAUGAGUAUGUUAAAGAUAUAUUAUAUUUUUCUGCCACAAAUGUAAAGAUUCCUAAAUAAAAGAAA